Molecule: messenger RNA, 6542 nt
Organism: Chroicocephalus ridibundus (black-headed gull)
Lineage: Eukaryota; Metazoa; Chordata; Aves; Charadriiformes; Laridae
Gene: TMEM168
Product: transmembrane protein 168
Exons: 5
Coding region: 306-2408 (700 amino acids)
Source: RefSeq, a predicted model, not a curated record
AGGUCGCCUCAUGGCCCGGCCCGGCCCGGCCUGGCCUGCUCGCCGCAGCGACCUCCGUCUCCGGCAGCGGCGUGGUUUGAGCCUCGGCGCGGCCCGUAGACGGGACGCCCGGCUCAGCCUCAACAUGGCGGCGGCGCUGCGCGGGGGGCGGGAAGUUUCCGGGACGCCUGUUGAGGACUUUGGUGAUUCUGGACCACUGUUACUGAAAUGAUAUUACAGAAGGCAGCGACUGCAUUGUGUUUAUUGGAUGAAACCCAAAUAUUUACUUUCAGUCAAGUGGGUAAAACCCCCUAACUGCAGUUUACAUGUGUAGGUCACUGCGUUACUGUGUUAGUCAUUGUCUCUAUGCAGCAAUGACAAGGCUAGAAGAAGCAAACAGAGAAGUGAACAUGCACUCCUCCGUCAGAUACCUUGGCUAUCUUGCCAGAAUCAACCUGCUGGUUGCCAUUUGCAUGGGCCUUUACGUCAGGUGGGAAAAAACUGCGGAUGCACUGAUUUUGGUAAUAUUUAUUCUGGGGCUCUUUGUUCUUGGAAUUGCCAGCAUACUAUACUACUAUUUUUCAAUGGAAACAGCAAGUUUGAGUCUCUCCAAUCUCUGGUUUGGUUUUUUGCUUGGCCUUCUCUGUUUUCUUAACAAUUCUGCCUUCAAAACAGAUGUGAAAGAAGAAGCUACCAAAUAUUUGCUCCUCUCCGCCAUUGUUUUAAGGAUAUUAUGUGCUCUGGUUGAGAGGAUUUGUGGUUGCAUCCAUCAUCGACCGACUCUGCUGACAACAGUUGAAUUUUUGGAGCUAGUUGGAUUUGCAAUUGCCAGCACGACUAUGCUGGUAGAAAAAUCUAUGAGUAUUAUUCUGUUGGUCAUGGCUUUGGCCAUGUUGAUUAUCGACUUACGUAUGAAGUCUUUUUUGGCAAUUCCAAAUCUGGCAAUUUUUGGAGCCAUUGCAUCCUUACUCUUUUUUCCAUCACUGCAAAUCCCCACAAACCCAUUUGCCUUGGCAUGUUUCUUCAGCUGCCUGAUUUCAGAUCCCCUUCUCGACGUUUACUUCAGUGGACUCUCAGUUACUGAACGAUGGAAGCCCUACUUGUACCGUGGUAAAAUUUGCAGAAGGCUUUCUGUCAUCUCAGUUGGAGUCAUUGAACUAAUCUUUUUCAUUCUUGCAGCCUUUAAACUGCGUGAUUUGGAUCUCUGGUAUUUUGUGAUACCUGGUUUUUCUAUUUUUGGAAUUUUCUGGAUGAUCUGUCAUGUCAUUUUUUUUAUAACCCUGUGGGGAUUUCACACAAAACUAAAUGACUGUCACAAGGUAUACUAUACCCACCGUGCAGAAAACAACAGCCUUGACAGAGUUAUGGCAUCUAAAGGAAUGCGUCACUUCUGUUUAAUUUCGGAACAGCUAGUAUUUUUCAGCCUUGUUGCAACUGCUGUUUUGGGAGCCGUUUCUUGGCAGCCAACCAAUGGGAUCUUCAUGAGUGCAUUUCUCAUCGUUUUACCUCUGGAGUCCAUGGCUCAUGGCCUUUUCCAUGAGCUGGGAAACUGCUUGGGAGGAACGUGUGUUGGGUAUGCCGUCGUGAUUCCCACCAACUUUUGCAGUCCCGAUGGCCAGCCAACUCUUCUUCCACCUGAGCAUGUACAAGAGUUAAAUCUAAGGUCUACUGGCAUGCUUAAUGCCAUCCAAAGAUUUUUUGCAUAUCACAUGAUUGAGAUGUAUGGUUGUGAUUACUCUACGAGCGGACUGACCUUUGAUACCCUUCACUCCAAGAUCAAGUCUUUUCUUGAACUUCGGACAGCAGAUGGACCCAGACACGAUACCUACAUUUUAUACUACAGUGGACACUCACAUGGCACUGGUGAAUGGGCACUGGCAGGAGGUGAUGCUUUACGACUUGACACACUUCUGGAGUGGUGGAGAGAAAAGAAUGGCACUUUUUGUUCUCGACUCAUCAUCGUUUUAGACUGUGAGAACUCUCAGCCUUGGGUUAAAGAAGUAAGAAAAGUAAAUGACCAGUAUGUUGCCGUGCAAGGAGCAGAAAUGGCCAGAGUUGUAGACAUUGAGGAAGCAGACCCUCCACAGCUCGGUGACUUCACCAGGCAAUGGGUUGAGUACAACUGUAAUCCUGACAGCAACAUCAGCUGGUCUGAAAAGGGCCGUACGGUGAAAGCAGUGUAUGGUGUGUCAAAACACUGGAGCGACUACACUUUGCAUUUGCCAACGGGGAGCGAUGUUGCCAAGCACUGGAUGAUAUACUUCCCACGUAUCACCUAUCCAUUAGUACAUUUGGCAAACUGGUUUUGUGGUCUCAAUCUGUUCUGGGUCUGUAAAGCGUGCUUUAGGUGCUUGAAAAGAUUGAAAAUGAGUUGGUUUCUUCCCGCAGUGCUGGACACAGGACAGGGUUUCAAACUUGUCAAAUCCUAAUUAGGAACCAAAGAGGAAAUUAAGUGAGAGCUUUGGGAACGUUCUCACUUUACUGUACUUACAACUUUUUAUAUGACUAUUUUUCUCUGAAAAAGUCUGCUACACUCACUUUUUUCAGCUCUUUGAGCAGCUACAGUAUAUGCAACAGUUAGAAACUGCGAUCUUAAACAGAAGAGGGUAGGACUAUGAUAUUUGAGUUUUAUUACUGGUCUGUAUGUACAUAUAUAAGAGACUUAUUUAAUAUGACCACGCGUUUUGGAGACAGUUCACAUGUUCAUAUGUGUUACUUAAAGCAGCCUUUGUUCAGAGUCACCAGUUUGAUGGACAACAGCCCCUGUGAAUAUUCUAGCGUGCUUGUUUGCCAUUUAUAUCCACUAUAAGGUUCAAAUACAGGAAAGGAACCAAGCUAAUACUCAAAUCUAUUUAUAUGUCCUUGAAAUUAUAUGGUGUGGUCAAGGGUAUUAUAAAACAGCACUGAGCCAAAAAAAAAAAAAAAGAGAAUGAAUAGCUAUUGUAGGUAAGUAGCUACAAAGAAUCUUUAGUUUUAUUUGCUUUUACAUCUUCAGCCCCUGCCUCAGUUCUCUGCUGCCAUCAGUGGAAAUUUGCCACAGAAAACAAGGAAAUAGGACAACUCUCUAAUGUUCUGAUGCUGCUCGGACAAUGUUUGCUGAAGUGCAGCUUUAAAAACUUUCAGUUUUACUUUCCAAUAACUUGCUGGUAAUCUUUUUUUUUUUUUUUGUGUGUGUGUGUGUAAAUAUUCCCAGUAGUGAAUUCAUAUAUGGAGUGAAAAGUGCACUGAGAGUUUUUCCCUCACCUGUUAGGGUGGUUCUGUCUUUUCCAGGCUCUUACUAGUUCGUAUUUUGAAAAGCUACCCUGAUGAAAAAAAGAAACAAAACACCAGGAAUUUAAGAAAGAAAAUAAUCCAUAGAUAAAAAAUAGAAAUACAAGCGUUGCCUUGCUUCCAUGUUUAUUUGAAGUCUUUGCUGUGCCUAAGACCUUGAUUCUGUAAAAUGCUGAGUACAGGAUUGGGGCAAUGCAUUCAUUAUCUGUUAAAAUCACGAGCAAAGUUUUUCAGAAAGAAUAGAUUAUUCCCUUAGGACAGGAGCAAAUCCUGAGUAUUCCUUAACUCUGUUCUCCCAGCCACAAGGUCCUAAUCUUAAUCCUUCCAAUUACAAAGCUGGAUAAGAGUCCAGAAAUCCUGCCCCCGCCUUUCCUCUUCAGUCAGAGAAGCUGCAUCGCUUUCUGGUCUUGUUUUCUCAAGUGCAGAAAAUGAGGAGUGAAACAACUAAUCGGCUAAGACAGUGCAAUUUGUAGUGGGUUGUUUGCGUAUGUGUGUGCAAUCCAGUACACCUAGAGUUUACUUUUUUCUGUUUCCAUCGGUAUUUUUAUUAAAAAGUUAGGUAUUAGCUGAUAUUUGUCUGAAAUAUAACUUAUUAAUUUUUUUAUUUAAAGAACUGAAAAGAGCUCUUUAAGUCUUUGCCAUCAAGGUUUUUUUUCUAAUUCCAUUUGAACUUUUUAGCCAGCUAAGUUAGAGAAUCUGCUAACACUUGAUACCUUUUAGUAACUCCUGAAAAUAAAAUGUGUGAUUAAAUUAUGAAAUCUGCAAUAGCCAAAGUAAUUUGAGCUCACCAACUUCAAAAUGGUGAUUUUGUAGGAUUUGCAAGUGACAGCCACUAAGUUUCUUCAUUGGUUUGUAUUACACAACUUUUUUCAGCAAGACACACGCUCCCACCCCACUUUGCUUUUCUCUGUCCCUUUCCAUAAAGUGAAAAGAGGAUAAAGAAAUGAGAUGAGGUAUCCUACCACCAUUCAGUUCCAUGGGGUCUUCUCCAAGUAAAUGCUGUGAUUGCAGCUCUGUCAGGGAUUUGAGAGGUGGCUGUCCUCAGUAAGGCCAGAGGCCAAUUGCACCGUCUAACUUCAGGUAUCCAACUUAAGUUCCUAACGUGGGAGCCUAAGGCAGGAGUCAUCUCAUUUAAAUUCAGAUGUCUGAAAGCUAAACACCUGAACCCAUACUAGUGACCUGAACUGCUCCACUGCUCAUUAACAAAGAGAAAUAAAUAUUUCCAGAGGAAGACUCAUUUGAUCUCUGUUUUAGGUUGAAUUUUCCUGUGGUUGUGCCUAUUAGAUUUGUUUUGCUUUUUCUUUCAUAUGCCAGAGGUCAAGCAAACAAAUCCCUUAUGUCUGCUGAAUAACUUUAGAGCACUUCUGUUCUAAGUUGUCCUCUGGAGCCUGGGUUGAGUACAUAAGCUACUCAUUCAAGCACACAAAUUUGAUACUUGAAGUUAGGCUGAACGAGCAUCCGUCAGGUCUCAGAAAAGCAGCACUGCCUCCUCUGCAGAAGUCAAUUUUCAGCCAUUUCUGGUCAACAACCCUUGAGUAUAAAGAUUGCAUAAAGGCAAUCAUUUGGUUUGUACAAUCACCGUUAUUUUGACUGCUAUUUCCGUAAAAGUUCAUCUGAUUGCAUCAUAAACUGUUCUGACUUCAGCACUGGAAAUUUUUAACAAAAUCCCCAUAAAGCAACACUGUAAUACCCGAUAGUCACCCUGUGAACAUUUGGAAGUCAAGAAGUUAGUCCUUUCUGUUUUGGAAAAGCUUUGAUUAUCAACCAUAACACUUCUUGCAAAUUAUCAUGGGUAAAUCUUACUCUGUACCCGCUACUGUUACAUUUUUAUGGAUGUCAUCUGUAUCUAUCUUUUUUUCCAUCAAAGAGAAUAGGAAAAGUGUGGGACUCCUGACCUGCCCUGGGGCUGUGAGCAGGGUCCGCUCUGUGGCUCCGGCCGGAACAAACCCAACAGUUGGUGCUGAUCUUUUGCCUGUGUUUAUUAAACAGUUUCCAGCUUACUUAUCAAAUGGUUGGAUUUUCUCUAGGAUACAGCAGGUGAUCUUUAUCAAUUUACUGAAAAUUAGAUAAGGAGUCAGCUAAAAAUAGAGCAAAAAGAUUAUUUGUAAAACUGAUCCCGUGUUUACAGAUUUGUUUCAGUUUUCUCAAUUAAAGGACUCUAGUUUUCUGAAUUUGAAAUAGGUUUAACAUGAGCUGCUUUUGAUUUUAUUAUUUUAUAAAUGGCAAAGGCAUGGUGAAAAUGCUGACUUAAACUAAAAGAAAUGUUUACAGCCGUUCAAAACUGUUAGGCCUUUUUGGACAAAGAAACUGUCCUGUGUGUUUCCAAACACAACAAAACCCAGGGCGUGGGAUGAUGAGCCUCAGGAAUUCAACAGUAUUAAUUCCCUACUUUUACACCGACUAAUACCAAUGCAUCCUACCAUGUCCCUUGUUCCCAGGUGGAGUUUUUCUCCGGCUGCGGGCACUGGCACAUCUCCACCGGUCUCUGCCCAGCCCCAGGCAUGUACCUGAGGGACAACACACCAGGAGCUCCUCAUCCCAGUGAGGAGCGAGAAGUUAUCCCUCUGUUCUUCCCUGCGUGAAAGGCAGGGACAACACCCGAAAGAGAAAUGUAAAUCUAAUUCCAAAGAAUGUUACAUGUGCUAUCAGUUACAAGUUGCUUUUCUUUAGCGGUAACAUGCCGACGAAUUGCCUGGAUGGAGAAAAUCUAAACUGUUUUUUAGGGGCUUGUCUCUGUACUGUAUAUUCAGACAUUUUGUUAUAAAGGUUGCUAUAAAUUUAUAUCACGGCAGUAAUUUUAUGUUGACUGUGUUUCAUUUACCUUCUGUACAGUAUCAGCCUUGCUGAAACGUACAAAUGCACUAAGUCCUACAAAUUGAAGUAUUUAAAAGGAAUUUGAAUUGCAAAUUCACAGUAGUAUUUUUCUCUGAACAAGUACUGGGGGAAAAAAAGCCAUUCUUCCUUUUUGCACUACCAGACUUAAGUGUUUGCAGUUCCUUGUGCUUUGUAUGCCUUGUGAUUGUUGUUGUCCAGCCUUCAGUUCAAGUUUUUCACAGAAACAAUUCCUUCACCUUUAUUAAGUUUUCCCUUUAUUUUGCAAAGGCAUAAUUAAUGCUAUACUAGCUGUAAAGCCCCUCUGUUGCCAGCAGUAGACAAUGUAACUAGGUUAAAUUUCUUGUUUAUAAAUACUUUGGGGGGGGAGGAUUUUUACUGGAUGUACUGAUUUUAGAUCUGUAAAUAGAUUAUUUUUUGUGUAUUUGUGAUAUUGCUUAAAUAUAUUUUGCUGGUUUGGA